UGCUAAUCACGAAACAGUUAGCUUUGCUGCUACUUCCAAUUUGGAAAAUGCUAUACAUCAAACUAAAGAGAAAGUUGCUAAAAUCUCAGCCGAAUGUCGUGGGCAAAACCGUAAAUUCCGAGAUCGUGAAUUCGACUUAUAUGUUAAUAAGGAUGAUUGUCUUUAUAAUAAAAAAAAAGUCAAUUUCACCGCCACAAAUAAUGUAAAACGAGUUUCCGCUAUUUACAAGAAUCCACAAUUUUUCAUUGAUGGAGUUGAACCCAAUGAUAUUAAACAAGGUGAAGUUGGGGAUUGCUGGUUUGUUGCUUCAUUGGCCGUCAUUGCAAAUAUUCCAAAAUUAUUAGAAACUAUUUGUGUGGCUAGAGAUGAGGAAGUUGGAGUCUAUGGAUUUAUUUUUUUCAAGGAUGGUGAUUGGAUUUCAACAAUCGUUGAUGAUCAGCUCUUUACGUCCGGUAAAGAUCAACAUGGAAAUUGGAAAUUAACAUUUUCACGUUGCACAACCGAAAAUGAAACUUGGUUACCAUUAAUUGAAAAAGCUUAUGCAAAGAUUCACGGUGAUUACGAAAGUAUCCAUGGUGGUGAGACUGGUCAAGGAAUCGAAGAUCUAACGGGUGGAGUUUACACUCUAAUAUUCGUUUCAGACAUUUUAGAUAAAGAAAAAUUUUGGAAUGAAGAAUUAAAACAAGCUAAUGAUGGAGUAUUAUUUGCUUGUAGUAGAUUUGAAUCUAGUGAUCAAGACAUAGAUACAAAAGGAACUUAUAGUGAUCACGCAUAUAGCAUUUUACGAGUAGCAGAAAUAGAAGAUAAUGUUAAACUUUUACAAAUUAGAAAUCCUUGGGGUUCAUCAGAAUGGACAGGAGCAUGGAGUGAUGGAAGUAAAGAAUGGAAUUCUGAACGUAUGACUAAAUUAAAUCAUAGAUUCGGUGAUGAUGGUACUUUCUGGAUGAGUUAUGAUGAUUUUCUUAAAUACUGGGAUCAAAUUGAUAAAUGUAGAUUAUUUGAUUCAAGUUGGACUGUUUAUUCAACUUGGAUUAAUUAUAAUGUUAUACCUAAAUCUAAAGGAAAAUUUACCUUAUGCUUACCAGAAGAUUGUGAUUUAGUUAUUGUGCUUCAACAACCGGAUGAUAGAUAUUUUAGUGAUAAACCUAAUUAUAUAUAUCGAUUAAGUUUCCGUGUAUAUAAAGAGGGCGAAGAAACUUAUUUAAUCCGUAGCCGUUCUACUGUUCCAUUAGCUCCACGUAGUGUUAACCACGAAAUCACUCUUCAAGCUGGUAAUUAUGAAAUAAUUCCACGUAUAAAUCGUGAAUUUGAUAAAGUUACGACUGAAACAACUACUGAAACUAAAGUGGAUGAAGAGAGUAAAAAACGUAAAGAAAAGCGUGCUAAGAAACUUUCUCGAGCUUGGGAUGGUUAUGUUGAUUCUGAUUCUGAUUUUGAUUCUGAUGAAGAAGAUAAAGAAAGCGCUGAUAAGAAGAAUGAGGAGAAAUGGGAAUUACAAUUGGGGUUAAGAAUUUAUAGCAAAUGUAAAGAUAUUAAAUUGGAAGGCCAUCCAGGAGAGUAUCCAAAAAAGAAAGAUACGAAAGAGGAUAUUAUUAAAGAAGAUAAUAAAGAAGAUAAAGAUCCAGAAGUUGAUACUAAAGUUAUUGAACCUAAAGAUGAUGAUAAAAAUAAAGAUGAUGAUAAGAACGAUGAUAAGAACAAUGAUAAUAAAAAUGAAGAUGAUAAAAAUAAAGAUGAUGAUAAAAAUAAAGAUGAUGAUAAAAAUAAAGAUGAUGAUAAGAGUAAAGAUGACGACAAAAGUAAAGAGGAUAACAAAACAAGAUGA
Messenger RNA from Dentiscutata erythropus, 1825 nucleotides. NCBI's taxonomy places the organism in Eukaryota, Fungi, Glomeromycota, Glomeromycetes, Diversisporales, Gigasporaceae. The record is from the annotation of a GenBank genome assembly.